Brenthis ino (lesser marbled fritillary) is the source of this 1239-nucleotide messenger RNA. The record is from the annotation of a GenBank genome assembly. NCBI's taxonomy places the organism in Eukaryota, Metazoa, Arthropoda, Insecta, Lepidoptera, Nymphalidae.
AUGCUUGUGGGGGAGCAGUCGCCGGCGCCGCGGGUGGUGGCCGGCUUGCGGAAACUUCGACCUGAAUUGACACCAGGUCCUGUACCUACUCCGGCUGAUCCUAAUCUCAGGAUAUCAGGCAUCCUCCGUCAGUAUUACAAUGACGACGAUCAGUCCUGGGCGUGGGUGCGGGCAGCUGUUCGCGGGGGGUGUCUGCUCGCGUGGCGGGACGGCACUCUGCCCCGUCGCUCGGCCGCCCGACUACCCCUAAGACACUUGCACUUGCGCGCAGAAGCAUCCCUGCCCAACGCCUUCCAGCUGUCGCGACUGCGGGAUGAUGCCGCUGUUGCCACUUUCCAGGCCUGCAAUGCCACGGAAUACGCCCGGUGGGUUCGAGCGCUAUGCGUUGAAAUACUUGGACAGACACCAUUGCCGCAAGUUAGAUUUUUGGACGUAUUGCCGGCAGCGGACACGUCAAGUAAAGAACCAAAGAAGGUACCUCUACUAGAGACACCUGCAUGUCCUCCCAGACCGCCUCCCAGAGCGCGACGAAGACUGCUAACCGCUCCAGAGACCCAGAUACCUCGAAGAGACCACUCACCUGCCGCCACGGACGAGGGCAUUGUCGUAGAAGACGACGACUAUGAUUCAUCGUCCGAUCGCAGCCUCGAUCUGUCUCUUUCACUCGACGCUCUGAAAACCAUAGACGUGGUUGACGCGCCAGUACGAAAAGCUGAGGUCAUAAAGUGCGAUAACUGCAGCAAAUUAAACAAAAGCCCCCAACAUCACACUUUGCCACGUAUGAGGACAAGUGACACAGAAAUUGGGAGGCAUAGAUAUCUAAAACGCUGGGAGGGCACGACAGGUGGUACAGAACGCGGCCGGUUUGCGAUGGUGGCAGCCAGGAGGAAGGCAGCAUCGUUAGAGAACAGGGCAAGAUCGUGCUCACCUAAUUCACACGAAGUGGUUUCCCAAUACGUUCCUGUGCGUGAGAGACGUGCUCUAUUCGAAUCUCUUUCGCAAAGUGGUGGAAGUUUGGCGAGAAGUAGCGAACAGUUAGCUCGGCCCGUGAUAGUGAGUGACACUCCGAGAAGGGCGGCCUCGUUGCACGACCUUCAAGCGCCGCCAACAAGGUCGGUUAGCGAUUUGCGACAGUUUUUCGAAGCAGUCGCUCGUGGCGCGGGACCGUGCUCGGGACUACAAAGAUUCAGUGCACCCCCAAACCCCGUUUCGAGGGGUUUCACAUCGCUCACUGUUGCU